UCAAGGCAUUGCAACGAACUGAUCAAAUGGCACAGAGUGUGCAAAUGCCUCGUGUGAAACUCGGAACUCAAGGCCUUGAGGUUUCAAAGUUGGGAUACGGUUGCAUGGGCCUUACUGGUGCCUACAAUGAUCCUCUUCCUGAAGAGGAAGGCAUAUCUGUUAUUAAGCAUGCUUUCAGCAAAGGAAUCACUUUUUUCGACACAUCUGAUAUGUAUGGGCCACAUGCUAACGAAAUUGUGCUCGGAAAGGCUAUAAAGCAGCUACCGAGAGAAAAGAUCCAAAUCGCGACGAAAUUUGGCAUUACAAAGAUCGACUCUUCUGGAAUGGUUGUUAAGGGUACACCAGAGUACGCUCGCUCAUGUUGUGAAGCCAGCUUGAAACGUCUUGGUGUUGAAUACAUUGAUCUCUAUUACCAGCACAGAGUGGACUUAUCUGUACCUAUAGAAGAAACAAUUGGUGAACUUAAGAAACUGGUGGAAGAGGGAAAAGUGAGGUAUAUUGGAUUAUCUGAAGCUAGUCCAGAUACAAUAAGGAGAGCACAUGCUGUUCAUCCCAUCACUGCUGUUCAAAUGGAGUGGUCCCUAUGGACUCGUGACAUUGAGGACGAGAUAAUUCCUCUCUGCAAGGAGCUUGGCAUUGGAAUUGUACCAUAUAGCCCUCUUGGUCGAGGCUUUUUUGGUGGCAAAGGAGUUCUGGAAACUGUGUCAACAGUUAGCUCCCUGAUUACACAUCCACGCUUCCAAGCUGAGAACUUGGACAAGAACAAAAAAUUGUAUGACAAAAUAGAAAGCCUUGCUACCAAACAACAGUGCACUCCUUCCCAGUUGGCACUAGCAUGGGUGCUCCACCAAGGCAAUGAUGUUGUGCCUAUUCCCGGAACUACUAAGGUUAAGAACCUAGAUCAAAACAUCGGUGCAUUAUCAUUGAAAUUAACAGAAAGUGACCUGAGAGAAAUUUCUGAGGCAGUUCCCAUUGAUGAAGUAGCUGGUACUCGACACUACUAUGGAUCGGCUAGUUUUUCAUGGACCGUUGCUAAUACACCUCCAAAAGAUCCGAGGGUUUAAACUUGAAGCACUCGAAAUCAUUUUCAAUCGGACAAUGCACUAAGUUAUGAAUUAAGCAAGUUAGUUGUUGUUUUUCUCAUUGUAUGCAAAAUCCUAUAUGUGGGUAUCUUAGAAUGUGAGUUUGUCCGCGAGUCUAAUAUGAUUGUAUUGUUAGGUUUGCGAGUUAAAUUUAAUAAAAUCCAAGUCAAUUAUGGCCUCUUGGUGAUUAA
Messenger RNA from Glycine soja, 1273 nucleotides. RefSeq names its product probable aldo-keto reductase 1. Gene Ontology annotation, cellular component: cytoplasm. The record is from RefSeq and is a predicted model, not a curated record. The transcript is spliced from 7 exons. Bases 27 to 1064 code for a protein of 345 amino acids. NCBI's taxonomy places the organism in Eukaryota, Viridiplantae, Streptophyta, Magnoliopsida, Fabales, Fabaceae.